CCGGUCACAGCAGCUCAGUCCUCCAAAGCUGCUGGACCCCAGGGAGAGCUGACCACCAACUGAGCAGUCGAUUGAGUCCACCUCCACAAUGCCGCUCUCAGGAACACCAGCCCCUAACAAGAAAAGGAAAUCCAGCAAGUUGAUCAUGGAACUCACUGGAGGUGGACAAGAGAGCUCAGGCUUGAAUCUGGGCAAGAAGAUCAGUGUACCAAGGGAUGUGAUGUUGGAGGAGCUGUCCCUGCUCACCAACCGGGGCUCCAAGAUGUUCAAACUACGCCAGAUGCGGGUGGAAAAAUUUAUCUAUGAGAACCAUCCUGAUGUUUUCUCUGACAGCUCAAUGGAUCACUUUCAGAAGUUCCUUCCCACAGUUGGGGGACAGCUGGGUACAGCUGGUCAGAGUCAUGGAUUCUCCUAUGGUCAGAGCAGCAGUGGAGGCCAAGCAGGAGGCAGUGGCUCUGCUGGACAAUAUGGCUCUGACUAUCAUCACCAGGGCUCUGGUUCUGGAGCUGGGGGUGCAGGUGGUCCUGGGGGCCAUGCUGGCAGAGGAGGAGCUAUCGGUACAACAGGUGCUGGUGAGACAGGAUCAGGAGACCAGGCAGGUGGAGAAGGAAAACAUAUCACUGUGUUCAAGACCUAUAUUUCUCCAUGGGAGCGAGCCAUGGGGGUUGACCCCCAGCAAAAAGUGGAACUUGGCAUUGACCUGUUGGCUUAUGGGGCCAAACCUGAACUUCCCAAAUAUAAGUCCUUCAACAGGACAGCAAUGCCCUAUGGAGGAUAUGAGAAGGCCUCUAAACGCAUGACCUUCCAGAUGCCCAAGUUUGACUUGGGACCUCUGCUGAGUGAGCCUCUGGUCCUCUACAACCAGAACCUCUCCAACAGGCCUUCUUUCAAUCGAACCCCUAUUCCUUGGCUGAGUUCUGGGGAGCCUGUAGACUACAAUGUGGAUGUUGGUAUUCCCCUGGAUGGAGAAACAGAGGAGCUGUGAGCUGGUGAUUCUUCCUCUAAUUUGCAUCAUUUCCCCUUUCUGGUUCCAAUUUGUUGAGGGAUCGCUGAACAGGAUGCCUCCACUGUUAAUCCAAUAUCCUUGUGGGAAUAGAAGGGAAAAGGUGGGUGAGAUCUGCUUCUCUAGCCUUCAUUUCCCCAUUCCAAGCAUACUUCCUCACCAACUCAGAGUUCCCCUUCUACUUAUAACAUAUGGAACCUGCUCUUUUAUGGAUUUUUCCCUGCCACUGGUAACAGUCAAUAAACUUCAAGGAAAUGAA
Dipodomys spectabilis (banner-tailed kangaroo rat) is the source of this 1262-nucleotide messenger RNA. It is a transcript of the gene Myoz1, whose product is annotated as myozenin 1. Gene Ontology annotation, cellular component: actin cytoskeleton; Z disc. The coding region runs from base 89 to 985 and encodes 298 amino acids. The transcript is spliced from 6 exons. The record is from RefSeq and is a predicted model, not a curated record. Gene Ontology annotation, molecular function: telethonin binding; actin binding; FATZ binding. NCBI's taxonomy places the organism in Eukaryota, Metazoa, Chordata, Mammalia, Rodentia, Heteromyidae.